UUUUCCUAGAGGCCUAGGCUAGGCAAACAGAAUUUAAUGAACUAUAUAAGCACAUACAAGAAACAAUGCUAUCAUCAUCUCAAAUUCAACAAAACUUGUUAUAUAUAUAUAUCUGUGCUAAUUUUGCAAUAUAUAUAUAAGGUGGAAAGAUGGAGGAGAUCAGCACAGAUAUUGUCAUUGUUGGAGCUGGAAUAUCUGGUCUUGCUACUGCUUUAGCACUACAUAGGCUGGGAAUAAAAAGUUUGGUGCUAGAAUCUUCAGAUAUACUGAGAGCAGCUGGUAUAGCCUUCACAACUUGGACUAAUGCAUGGAGGGCUUUGGAUGCUCUUGGAAUCGGUGAUUCACUCAGGCAACAACAUGGCCAGCUUUUUGGGAUAAAUACUUCAUCUUCAGUUACAGGAGCUUUAACUUCAUAUGUCUCAUUUACAAACAAGGGAACACAUGGAGAUCAUGAAGUUCGGUGUGUAAAACGAAAGGCCUUACUAGAAGCGCUUGCAAAAGAAUUACCAAGUGGUACAAUAAGGUAUUCCUCCAAGGUGGUUUCUAUUGAAGAAUCAGGUUUCUCAAAGCUUGUGCAUCUUGCUGAUGGUUCCACCCUUAAGACCAAGGUACUUGUUGGGUGUGAUGGGGUGACUUCGGUGGUGGCGAAGUGGCUAGGGUUCAAGCAACCAUCAUUAACAGGCAGAUCAGCAAUAAGGGGUUGUGCAUAUUACAAAGAAGGCCAUAAUUUUGAGCCCAAAUUUUACCAAUUGGUGGGAAAUGGUGUUAGAUAUGGUAUUGUUCCUUGUGAUGACAAUGCUGUUUAUUGGUUUUUUACAUGGUCCCCAUCAGCUCAAGAAAGUAGAAAAUUGAUAGAAGCUGAUCAAGUGAAGCUGAAGCAAUUUGUACUGAGUAAACUUGGGAAAGUACCAGACGAAGUAAAGACAGUGAUUGAAGACACAAAGAUAGAAGAAAUAGUAAGGUCACCACUAGGAUAUAGGCCUCCGCUGGAAAUCCUAAUUGGAAACAUAAGCAAAGACAAUGUAUGUGUAGCAGGUGAUGCUUGCCAUCCUAUGACACCAGACCUUGGGCAGGGAGGGUGCUCGGCUCUAGAAGAUGGUGUCAUUCUAGCAAAAUGUCUCGCCGAUGCCUUGCUAACGAACUCGAAAGAUCAGAGGACAUCAACAGAUUAUGAAAAUAAGGAUGAGUACAAAUUGUAUACGAGGAUAAGAAAUGGUUUAAAUAGCUAUGCAAAGAACAGGAGGUGGAGAGCAUUUGGACUGAUCAGUACAGGUUAUAUGUUGGGUUGGAUACAGGAGUUUGAUUGGUUUGGUAUCAGGUUUCUUAGAGAGAAUUUUCUUUCAGCUUAUCUUUCUGGUUUGUUUCUUAAGAAGGCUGAUGUUGAUCCUACACAGCUUAAGCUUAAAGCCUCAAGUAGUUGAGACAGAGUAGUUUCUGCAUACCUUAUCAUAAUUUCAUUUGCUUGUUAUUAUAUUACUCCCUAGAAUCAUUUUCUUAA
Molecule: messenger RNA, 1498 nt
Organism: Beta vulgaris subsp. vulgaris (sugar beet)
Lineage: Eukaryota; Viridiplantae; Streptophyta; Magnoliopsida; Caryophyllales; Amaranthaceae
Product: monooxygenase 2
Exons: 6
Coding region: 150-1421 (423 amino acids)
Molecular function (GO): FAD binding
Source: RefSeq, a predicted model, not a curated record